AUGAGUUACUAACAAGAAAAUUUUCAUUUGGUCAGAGGUAAGCUUUUGGCAGUUAUGACUGUAUAAUUUGCAGAGAGCUAGAGCGAAGAUAUAGAAAUAUAUUAAAAUGAUGAUCCCAGGAAGCUCGCAGAAGAAUUUAUUCAAAAGAACCAAUUUGAUGAAUCUAUUUUAGAAAUUAUUGUUGAGAAUAUCAAUAUUAAUAAAAAUUUAGCUAUGGAGGAAUAUAACAAAAACCCAGAUAACUUUAAAGUAUAAAAGGAUUCAGAUUUCAACAACUGCGAUUAAGGCGAAGAACAUCAGGCUUAAUAAAAACCUAAUGAAAAAUAGAAUGAUGCCAUUAAAAAUAUAUAAAAUGAUAGUUUUAUUUAGUAAAAACUAAUCAAUCAGCAAAAUAAUUAUAAUAUUUAAAAUAAAGAAAACUCAGAUGAUUCUCACAAUCAUUUCAUAGAAUCCUUUCAAAAUUAAGAAGACUUCAAGGGCGUUAAUAAUUUAUAAUAAAAAGAGGAUGAUGAUUAUUAAGCAUAUCAAUAUAAUUUAAUGAUGACUUAAAAAGCUGAAUAGUUUUUAUAGUAGAAGAAUAGUUUUUAAUGGUAGUAAAAUGAUUUUAAGAAGUAGAAAAGCGAUUUUUAGUCGUAGAAGAACUAAGACUUUCAAUAAAAUAACCAAGUAAGAGUAAUUGAUAACAAUGACUUCUCUAGCUCUCCAGCAAACAAAUUACAGCUUAUUAGAAAUUAAUUUAAAAAGAAUAAAGUUUCAGAUAAAAACCAAAGUACAAGUUAAUCUCCAAAUACUUCUUUUUAGAAGUAAAAGAUGCAGAGUGAUAGAGCGUUAUUUGAAUAAAGCUAGAAAGAAAAUACUGCUAAGACAUGCUUUAGUUAGAAAGAUGAUAUUUAUAACUCACCCUAAAUAAUAGAUGCUAAUUUAACUUCAAAGAAAAAGCUUAUGACAUAAUCCAGUCGCUCUAAGUCGCCUAAUUAUCUUGCUUCAAGUUUAAGCACAAGUGCUUCAAUUAAAAAUAAAGAUGUUGGAUAUAUUGAAAAGAUUAUUUAAAAAAACUAUUAAAAUUAAUUUUAAAAUAUCUUUGAAUAAAGCAACAAUUAUAACACAAAAUCUACCAGCACUUAUAGAAUUCUUCAUAAUACAGAAAAUGACCCUAAACCGUUUUAGCCUUAAAUUAGUAAAAGAAGCUAAUAAAUUGCCAUGGAAAAGAAUAAAGAUACAUCUCCAGCAUUUAUAAGACUACAUAAUUAAAAAAUUAAAACUUUCAUAAUACAAGCAGAGCCUCCUUAAAAUGAAAAUUUUGAGCAGACAAAACAAAAUUUGAACAAAGAAAAAGCUUCAGAUAAAUCAAACACAACAUCUAAAAAGCUAAGCUAAUUAGAAAUUAUGGAAAUGAGCGAAAGAAUGCACUUAUAAGCAAAAAGGCAUGAAGACAAACUUAAAUAAUUAAAGCUAUUUUAUGAAAAAAUGGAAAAAGAGUAGCUGCAAUAAGAUUUUGGAAAGCUUUACAUUGCAAAGAAAUCUAAAUCACCUUAAAAAAAAUCUCAUGGAAUCAUCCAAAAAGAAAAAUAAAGUUAAAAAGAAGAUAAAAGAACAGCAGAUUGGAAUUAAAUGAAAUAAAAUGAAAAUAAUAUUUAGCAAUUCUACUAUAAAUCCAGAACACCUGAAAGAUUAAAAAUUCAAUAAAAUUUAAAUGUUAGGAAAAGCUCUUAAAGUCCUAUUCCUUCUAACAAAUCAAAAACAUAAAUAUUAACUCCUAAGCAACAAAAUAAAAUAUGUUACAGUCCUAACAAAACAAAAUAAAAUAAUACCUACUAACCUUAGUAGAUGUAGAUGCUAUUAAGUAGUGAUAAUUUUUACAAUAGUAGAAGUCCAAAUAAAAAUUAAGGCAAAGGGCAUGAACACCUAGCUUAUAGAAGUGAUGAUUAAGUUAAGAUGUCACACAUGACAAUCCAUACCUUGAAAAUAGAUAGCCUGAGAAAACAAAAGAGGAUAAACGAUAUUUUUACUGUGCUAGACUCUGAUGCAGAUGGAUUUAUUUCAUCUAAUAAAAUUAACGUAACUGCUCUUCCUCCUCCUCUUCUUAAAAUAAUAUCUCCCAUUCUAUAUGAAAUGGAGGAAUAUAAUUUCAAUCUCAGCUACGAGGACUUUAUUGGCUCAAUUUAGCUGCUAGAAAAAGUAAUUAAUUUUUAAUCAUUUUCAAAUUAAAUAAGUUAAAACUUAAUUUUUUAUUAGACAUUAAGUGAUAAAUAACUUGAAAUACUUUAUUAUUAAACUGAUGAUUCAACCAAAUAUAAAUUCUACAAAUAAAAGCAACUAACAAACAUAGUAAAUUAAUUUCAAAAAAUUUUAAUAAGUAAAUGA
Molecule: messenger RNA, 2364 nt
Organism: Tetrahymena thermophila SB210
Lineage: Eukaryota; Ciliophora; Oligohymenophorea; Hymenostomatida; Tetrahymenidae
Exons: 8
Source: RefSeq, a predicted model, not a curated record